ACUCGCACAAUUUGUAAGUAUUACGAAACGAGUUCAGUUCGGGGCCGUCACCGUCGUACUUUCCAAACCCUAGGACUUUGCUAAGCCUUACAGACUAAUCUAAACCAGUACAAACUACAAACCAUGGAGUUCUCUCAGGACGACUUCGAUCGGCUCCUCCUGUUCGAGCACACUCGCAAGACUGCCGAAUCCAACUACGCCAAGAACCCCCUUGACGCCGAGAAUCUAACAAAGUGGGGAGGAGCAUUGCUUGAGUUAUCACAAUUCCAAAAUGUUUCUGAUUCAAAGAGGAUGAUUAAUGAUGCGAUUUCGAAGUUGGAGGAGGCUUUACUUAUCAAUCCGGUGAAGCAUGAUGCUCUAUGGUGCCUGGGAAAUGCCCACACCUCUCAAGCGUUUCUCACUCCUGAACUUGAUGAGGCAAAGGGUUCUUUUGAUAAGGCGCAUGACUGUUUCGAAAAGGCUGUAGAGGAGGAUCCUACUAAUGAGCUCUAUCGCAAGUCCUUAGAAGUUACCGCUAAGGCGCCAGAGUUGCACAUGGAGAUCCACAAGCAUGGGCUUGGUCAACAGGCUAUGGGUGGGGGAGCUUCUGCUUCUUCUAAUGAUAAGAGUUCCAAGAAGAAGAAGAAGAGUAGUGAUCUCAAAUAUGACAUAUUUGGAUGGAUUAUCCUAGCAGUUGGAAUUGUUGCAUGGGUGGGAAUGGCGAAAUCCCACAUUCCUUCACCUCCUCCAAGAUAAGCCUUUUAUUUGCCCCAUAUUCGAAGGCAACCUUACUGUUUCUGUGCUGGAAGGUUCAAAUUUGGGUUGAUGGAUUCACUAGUCUGGAGAUAUAGUAAAAUUCGGUAUUACAUGUAGUAUGCUAUUCACAUGCCGAUUUUGACUAAUAAUGUCUCGCUGAUUUGGUUGGGCAGAUUAUUAUUUUUCUCUUGUGAGUUUUUUUUGGCUAUUUAGCUAGUAUCUAAAGUUCUUUUUCCCCCUUAA
Messenger RNA from Alnus glutinosa, 978 nucleotides. Its product is annotated as mitochondrial import receptor subunit TOM20. The record is from RefSeq and is a predicted model, not a curated record. Gene Ontology annotation, cellular component: mitochondrial outer membrane translocase complex. The transcript has 6 exons. The coding region runs from base 124 to 735 and encodes 203 amino acids. Lineage: Eukaryota; Viridiplantae; Streptophyta; Magnoliopsida; Fagales; Betulaceae. Gene Ontology annotation, molecular function: protein binding. Gene Ontology annotation, biological process: protein insertion into mitochondrial outer membrane.